AUGGGCGGGUUCUUAAAAAUUGCAAUCGUUCGCCUACGCUACGAACGAAAGGAAUCGAACAGCUUCUCGCCCUGGACACGAAGCGACGGCCUAGCUAGAAAUAUCGCCAUCAUUACUCAUGGAACUUGCAAUUAUGGGAUUAAAUCAGCACUUGCUGGCUCCGUAGGCGCCUCAGAAGCUAUUCUGUAUAACAUCAAUGAUGAUGGCCCAGUGGAAGGAACGCUUCUUCUUCCCCCAUGGUCUCAGGGUCCUUACGUCCCCAUGCGCAAUAUCAAAAACACUCGUAGCGUUACUACAUCUAAGUUCUUUGCGACUACUAAGUCUGGUGACCAAAACAAAAAGCUCAUUCUCGGUGCCGGUACUGAUUCGAUUAUUGCUGGUCCGGUCAGCAAUGCUGUAACCUUUGCGUUCUGGACUGCAGAGGAACUAUACCAGCAUCCGGCUUCAUCCCAUCUUCUCUCGACUCUGUCUGUAGCAGAGAAAGCUAAGAUUUGCGCUUAUCAGAAUUUUGAUAUAAUUGCUUCACCCAACUACGUCAAUGCUAUCUAUGAUAGCGACAGUAAGGAUUUUGGUACCUCUGGACCCUCUGGUUCAGCCGAACUAAAAGCAUUGUUUCAAGAGUACUUUCAAGCUGCUGGUCGGAACUAUACCGCAACUCAAUUCAACGGCCGCUGUGAUUAA
Molecule: messenger RNA, 681 nt
Organism: Bipolaris oryzae ATCC 44560
Lineage: Eukaryota; Fungi; Ascomycota; Dothideomycetes; Pleosporales; Pleosporaceae
Exons: 5
Coding region: 1-681 (226 amino acids)
Source: RefSeq, a predicted model, not a curated record